This is a messenger RNA of Talaromyces marneffei, 735 nucleotides long. RefSeq lists its product as uncharacterized. NCBI's taxonomy places the organism in Eukaryota, Fungi, Ascomycota, Eurotiomycetes, Eurotiales, Trichocomaceae. The transcript has 2 exons. The record is from RefSeq and is a predicted model, not a curated record. Gene Ontology annotation, cellular component: eukaryotic translation initiation factor 3 complex; cytoplasm. Gene Ontology annotation, biological process: regulation of translational initiation. Gene Ontology annotation, molecular function: ribosome binding; translation initiation factor activity. The coding region runs from base 1 to 735 and encodes 244 amino acids.
AUGGUCUCCGCAUUCGACAAGUGCGAUACGCGACCCGCGCACAUCGACGCCAUCCUCAACGGCCUUGAUCGAUACAACCCCGAAACCACGACUGUGUUCCAGGACUACGUUGUGCAGCAAUGUGAGGAUAGGACGUUUGACUGCUAUGCCAAUUUGGCUCUUCUCAAGCUCUACCAAUUCAACCCCCACCUCCUCCAAACUGAAACAACAACCAACAUCCUCGCGAAAGCCCUCACCGUCUUCCCAUCACCCGCUUUCUCCCUUUCGCUCGCCCUCCUCCCCGCUCACACACAGCCCUUUGGCGCAUCUACAGAUGAUGGCGCCCAAUCCUCAGACUUUGUCGAGUCAAUCCAGAAACUCGCCCACCUCAACACCCUUCUUGAAUCAGCACAAUACGCUUUGUUCUGGUCGACUUUCAACUCCGAUGAUCUCUACGCCGAUCUUGUGGCUGAUGUAGCUGGAUUCGAGGAGCUUGUUCGCGUCCGUAUUGCGGUUGAAGUCGGAAAAACAUUCCGUGAGAUCAGUGCAGAUACGCUCGCACAAUGGUUUGAUCUCAAGAGCCGUGAAGCUCUCCAGAAAUUUGUGGUGGAUGUCUGUGGUUGGGAGGUUGAGGGUGCGCUUGUGCGUGUGCCCAAGAACAGAGAGAAUGAGGCUAGAUCGGAGAUUAAGAGUGAGAGAGUGGGCAUCGAUAUGUUUGGACGGGUCAUCAGACGGGGAUUCGAGCAGCCUGCUUAA